UUCUUUCUUUCCUUUCAAUAACCUUCUCUCUCUCUCCAACCUCUUCUCACCUUCCACAACUUUAGUUCCUUACAUCUUUUCAUUUAUUUAAUAUCCAAUCUUCAACUGUCAUUUCUCCCCCUCAUCAUUCUAUUUGGAGCCCCACAAAUGGAAGGCCAAGAAGCCCCAUCACCACCUUCACCGUCUUAUCUCUUCAUGCCGGCCCCAUCAUCACUCCCAUCGUCAGCGUUGAACCCUGGAGCAGCUCCAUUCCUGGAGGGUCAUGUUCUUCCAGCUCCAGAUAUUGACUGGGUUAGCCUUCUGUCUGCUGCCCAAUCUGAGAAUGGGUUAAUGAGUAUGGAAGGAGGUUCUGUAGUUAAUAUAGGUGAGGAAGGAAAAGGAAAUAUCGGUAACAAUAAUAAUAAUAAUAAUGAGAAAAGAAAGAUUUGUAGCCGAGUGAAGAAACAUACAAGGCCAAGGUUUGCUUUCCAAACGAGAAGUGCUGAUGAUAUUCUUGAUGAUGGCUACCGCUGGAGAAAAUAUGGACAAAAAGCUGUCAAGAACAGCACUCAUCCCAGGAGCUACUAUCGGUGCACCCACCACACGUGCAACGUGAAGAAGCAAGUGCAAAGGCUGUCGAAGGACACGAGCAUAGUAGUCACAACAUACGAGGGAAUCCAUAACCAUCCCUGUGAGAAGCUCAUGGAAACCCUAACUCCUAUUCUCAAGCAGAUGCAGUUCCUCGCCAGGUUCUAAACAAAUCGAUACCGGAAAGAAGCUUAAUUUUAUCAUUUUCUUUGCAUAUAUACUCCUGUGCUUAAAUAGCUAAUACAUAUAUUCAAUGUUGUGUAAUUAAUGGCUGUUAAUACCAUAAAAUCAAUAAACUUUUUCAUUUUACUUCUUGGAACA
Jatropha curcas is the source of this 888-nucleotide messenger RNA. It is a transcript of the gene WRKY43, whose product is annotated as WRKY DNA-binding protein 43. Gene Ontology annotation, biological process: regulation of DNA-templated transcription. The record is from RefSeq and is a predicted model, not a curated record. Gene Ontology annotation, molecular function: DNA-binding transcription factor activity; sequence-specific DNA binding. NCBI's taxonomy places the organism in Eukaryota, Viridiplantae, Streptophyta, Magnoliopsida, Malpighiales, Euphorbiaceae.